This is a messenger RNA of Ictalurus furcatus (blue catfish), 7218 nucleotides long. RefSeq names its product calcium channel, voltage-dependent, L type, alpha 1F subunit a (gene cacna1fa). Gene Ontology annotation, cellular component: voltage-gated calcium channel complex; membrane. Lineage: Eukaryota; Metazoa; Chordata; Actinopteri; Siluriformes; Ictaluridae. The record is from RefSeq and is a predicted model, not a curated record. Bases 1 to 6549 code for a protein of 2182 amino acids. Gene Ontology annotation, molecular function: high voltage-gated calcium channel activity. The transcript is spliced from 48 exons. Gene Ontology annotation, biological process: calcium ion import across plasma membrane.
AUGGACGUGGUGCCCAAAGUGUACCAUUUAAAUGCUGAAUAUAAACAAAAUAUAAAUAAAAGUUUUUUUUCCACAGAUGGGGCUGCAGGGGGGCCCGCGGGGGAGCUCCAGAGGUCAGACACCCUCAACUCCACAUGUUCGGCUGGCGCACGCAGGAGGGCCGGCGGAGCCAAGAAGCAGAUGCAAGCCAACAAGUCCAAACUCCGAGCACCAAGAGCUCUGUGCUGCCUUACGCUCAGCAAUCCCAUCCGCAUGGCCGCCCUAGCCCUUGUGGAGUGGAAAUAUCCUUCGUUGGCUCCCUUUGAUAUAUUCAUCUUGCUAGCCAUCAUUGCUAACUGUGUAGCCCUUGGUGUGUCACGACCUUUUCCCGAAGACGAUUCCAAUGCCACCAAUCACAAUCUGGAAAAAGUAGAAUACAUCUUUCUAGUUAUUUUCACCAUUGAAACCUUCACAAAGAUCCUGGCCUAUGGUCUGGUCAUGCACCCCAGUGCCUACAUCCGCAGCGGCUGGAACCUGCUGGAUUUCAUCAUUGUCAUUGUUGGGCUGUUUAGCGUUGUAGCAGAGAUGGGGGAACCCAAACACGGAGAUGCCCAUCAUGCAUCCGGUAAACCAGGAGGCCUGGAUGUCAAAGCUCUCAGAGCUUUCAGAGUACUCCGACCUCUGCGCUUGGUCUCUGGCGUGCCCAGUCUGCAGAUUGUGCUGAACUCCAUCAUGAAGGCUAUGGUUCCUCUGUUUCAUAUUGGUCUGCUGGUCAUGUUUGUCAUAAUCAUUUAUGCCAUUAUUGGCCUGGAGCUCUUCAUUGGCAAAAUGCACAAGACAUGCUACUUUGUCAGGACAGAACUUUACGUGGAGGAUGAUCCCACACCGUGUGCAUUUGCCGGUAAUGGCCGUUUCUGUGUGGGUAACAAUACUGAGUGUAGGGGUUCCUGGGAAGGCCCUAACGGCGGCAUCACAAACUUCGACAACAUCUUUUUCGCCAUGCUUACUGUUUUCCAGUGCAUUACUAUGGAGGGAUGGACUGAUGUUUUGUACUGGAUGAAUGAUGCGAUUGGUUUUGAGCUGCCCUGGAUUUAUUUUGUGUCCCUAGUCAUCUUUGGCUCCUUCUUUGUUCUAAAUCUUGUUUUGGGUGUUUUGAGCGGUGAGUUCUCUAAGGAAAGAGAGAAGGCCGUGUGUCGUGGUGAGCUUCAAAAGGCUCAGGAGAAACAGCAGAUGGAAGAGGAUAUGGUGGGCUACAUGGACUGGCUUAUUGAGGCUGAGGAUAUGGAUGAAGAUGGCAAUAAGCGUGCUGUGGUGGCAAAGAAAAAGAUGAUGAAGAAAUAUGGCUGGUAUAAACACAGUGAAGAUGGAGAAUCAGAUUCCGACUCAGAGUUCGAGGCUUUCCUAGACGAUGAUAAUGGCUGCUGUGCUUCUAUACAGGCCAAACUGCUGACUAUAAGCUUUUGUGAGCAGCUCUACCAUUUGAACUUAGUCCUAAGGAAGAACUGCCGCGUGGCAGUGAAGUCCACUAACUUCUACUGGCUGGUGUUGCUGCUGGUCUUCCUCAACACAACGGCGAGUGCUUCAGAGCAUUACGGCCAGCCCAAGUGGCUCACCGAUAUACAAGGUGUGUGCAGACACACACCAACUUCCAAUAAACGAGCCAACAAGAUCCUGCUGGCCCUGUUCACCCUGGAGAUGCUGAUGAAGAUGUACAGCUUCGGCUUCCAGGUCUACUUCAUAGCGCUCUUUAAUCGGUUUGACUGCUUUGUGGUGUGUGGUGGGAUACUCGAGACAGUACUCGUGGAGAUGGACGUUAUCCCCCCUAUUGGUAUAUCUGUGCUGCGCUGUGUCCGUCUCCUCCGCAUCUUCAAAGUUACCCGUUUCUAUAUGUUCAACAUAUUUUUUCCUUUGUUCUCUUCCUUUCUCAGUCACUGGGCUGCUCUAUCAGAUCUCGUCAGCUCUCUGCUGAACUCGAUGAAAGCCAUUUGUUCCCUGCUGCUGCUGCUUUUCCUCUUCCUCAUCAUCUUUGCCCUGCUGGGCAUGCAGCUGUUUGGUGGCAAGUUCAACUUUGAUGAGACCCAGAUGAAGAGAAGCACAUUCGACACCUUUCCCUCUGCUUUGCUCACUUGUUUCCAGAUUCUUACUGGAGAGGACUGGAACUCCGUUAUGUAUGAUGGCAUCAUGGCAUACGGAGGCCCCAUUUUCCCCAACAUGAUCGUUUGUAUCUACUUCGUCAUUCUUUUUGUCUGUGGUAACUACAUCCUGUUGAAUGUCUUCUUGGCUAUUGCUGUGGAUAACUUAGCAGGAAAUGGCAAAAAGAAAAAAGAAGAAAAACCAGAAGAGGAAGAGUGGGAAGAUGAUGAAGACAGGGAUGAUGAUGAAGCUGGAAAUGAUGCGGAUGACUGGGAGGAGAGUGAAGAGCUGAGAGCAAUUGAGGGCCUUGAGGGUGCUGUGCCGAUGAAAGUGGAAAGUUUUCAGCCCAAAGAGAAAAUUGUCCCCAUACCUGAUGGGAGCUCCUUCUUCAUUCUAGGCAAGAAAAACUGCCUCAGAGUUGCUUGUCACAACCUCAUCUACAAUCCUUACUUUACCAACUUCAUCCUCCUCUUCAUCAUCCUUAGUAGUUUCUCACUGGCUGCUGAGGACCCAAUCAAAACUCAUUCGGUUCGGAACAUUAUGCUCGGCUAUGCUGAUUAUGUCUUCACCACUGUCUUCACCAUCGAGAUUAUACUGAAGAUGACCGUGUAUGGUGCGUUCCUUCAUCAAGGCUCCUUCUGCAGAAAUGCUUUCAAUCUCUUGGACCUGCUGGUCGUCAGCGUGUCUUUAACGUCCUUCUUCCUGCAGUCGAGUGCCAUCUCUGUUGUAAAGAUUCUGCGAGUACUGCGAGUGCUCAGACCUCUCCGAGCCAUCAACCGAGCAAAGGGACUCAAGAGCGUGAUCCAGUGUGUGUUUGUGGCCAUCCGCACCAUAGGCAACAUCCUCAUUGUCACUACCCUCCUGCAGUUCAUGUUUGCCUGCAUUGGAGUGCAGCUCUUCAAGGGACGUUUUUAUAGAUGCACUGAUGAGGCCAAACACACCCCAGAGGAAUGCAAAGGCACGUUUGUGGUGUAUAAGGAAGGCGAUAUGAAUCAUCCAAUGGUGAGGGAGAGGUUCUGGGUGAACAGCGAUUUUAACUUUGAUAACGUGCUGAUGGGCAUGCUGGCUCUUUUCACCGUCUCUACAUUUGAAGGCUGGCCACAGAUUUUAUAUAAAGCCAUCGAUGCUAACGCUGAGAACAGAGGCCCCAUCUACAACUGCCGUGUGGAGAUCUCAAUCUUUUUCGUCAUCUACAUCAUCAUCAUCGCCUUCUUCAUGAUGAACAUCUUCGUGGGCUUCGUCAUCAUCACGUUCCGCGAACAAGGAGAGGUCGAGUUCAAAAACUGCGAGUUGAACAAAAAUCAAAGGCAGUGUGUAUAUUAUGCUCUGAAAGCCCAACCUAUAAAGAUCUACAUACCUAAAAACCCAUCGCAGUUAAAGUUCUGGAGGAUCAUCAACUCCUCUCAGUUUGAAUAUAUCAUGUUUGUUCUCAUUCUGCUCAAUACACUUACGCUGGCUGUACAGCACUAUGAGCAGUCGAAGCGCUUCAACUCGGUCAUGGACAUCCUGAACAUGAUCUUCACCACACUCUUCACUAUUGAGAUGAUCAUCAAACUUCUCGCUCUGCGACCAUACCACUAUUUUAUAGAUGCCUGGAAUUCUUUUGACGCCUUGAUAGUGGUGGGAAGUUUGGUCGACAUCAUGAUUGCGGAGUUUAGUGGUGGUGGAGGCCAUGGAGAGGGGAAGGGGGAUGGGGAAAAUGCCAAGGUGUCUAUUACUUUCUUUCGGCUCUUCCGAGUCAUGCGAUUGGUCAAGCUGCUCAGCAAAGGGGAGGGCAUUCGUACGCUUCUCUGGACUUUCGUGAAAUCCUUACAGGCUUUGCCAUAUGUCGGCCUGCUCAUCGCUAUGAUCUUUUUCAUUUAUGGUGUGAUCGGGAUGCAGACAUUUGGGAAGAUUGCUAUAGAUGACGACACAGAGAUCAAUCGCAACAACAACUUCCAGACCUUUUUCAUGGCAGUGCUCCUGCUCUUCAGAUGUGCAACAGGAGAGCAAUGGCAGGAGAUUAUGCUGGCAGCGCUGCCAGGACGAAGGUGUGACCCCGAGUCAGAUUAUGAGCCAGGGGAGGAGUACAGCUGUGGCAGCAAUCUGUCCUACCUCUAUUUCAUCAGCUUCUUUGCUCUCUGUGCUUUCCUGAUCAUUAACUUGUUCAUUGCUGUCAUCAUGGACAACUUUGAGUACCUGACCAGGGACUGGACUGUGCUGGGCACUCACCAUCUGGAUGAGUUCAAGAGAGUGUGGUCAGAUUAUGAUCCUGAAGCCACGGGAAGACUCAAGCACUUAGAGGUUGUGAACAUGCUGCGUCGAAUUCAGCCUCCUCUUGGUUUUGGCAAACUCUGUCCUCAUCGGGUGGCCUGUAGGAGGCUGGUCACUAUGAACGUGCCUCUUCAUCCUGAUGGUACUGUGUCCUUCAACGCAACCCUGUUUGCUCUUGUCAGAUCUUCACUCAAGAUUAAAACUGAAGGGCCGAUCGACAAGGAGAAUGAAGAAUUGAGAGCCAUUAUUAAAAAGAUCUGGAAGCGCACCAAGCCUAAACUCCUUGAUGAGGUUAUACCACCCCCUGCAGGAGAGGAGGUGACUGCAGGAAAGUUCUAUGCAAGUUUCCUCAUCCAGGAUUACUUCAAGAAGUACCGUAAGAGGAAGGAAAAAGAGAAAAAGAAGAAGGGCAAGGAUAAGUCAGCUUCCCUUCAGGCUGGGCUGAGAACCCUGCAGGAUUUGGCGCCUGAAAUGAGGCUGGCUAUGGAAAUGGAGGACGGCCAGGAAGAGGUGUUCGAAGGGGACAUGAUAGAAGUGGAGGAGUUCUUCAGGAGUGACAGUGUCUUCAGUGAUGCUCAUCUGUCUCCAACCAUGUCCACCCCUGCGGGCACUUCAUUGCCCCUGCAGUUAGAAGAGGUUAGCGUGAACAUCGAACCCCCUCCACAUGAUGAUACUCUGAGGCUAGAAGAGGCGCUGGAGGACUCUUGGCCGGCCUCGGCUCUCUCUGAUAACGAGGUGGUGCUUGAUCAGCCUCACAGGCUGACUCCUCUGCCCAGAAGGUGGGCCACCAGUCACUCGAAACUCGGCUCAUUGUGGGCUCUAAAUUCCAGCUCAAGGCAAGCACAGUAUUUAUGCAUUGAAAGAAUAAGGAAUGCAGAUGCAUUCAGAUUAGAGACUAGUAGGGUGUACAUACCACCCAGCACCCAGGAGUUACCACCUCCUCCUCCAGAUGAAACAGUGCAGAGUGCAGAAGGUGAAGGACAAGACGUAGGGACAGGAGGAGUAACAAGUGCUACAGAACAGAGUCAAGUCGGCGAGGAAGACACUCGGAGCACAGUGUCACAUGACAGACAGCAGCAUCUAGAAGCUCCUUCCUCAACAGAGACAGUACCUCCUCCAGUCUCCAGUGGCAAUAAUGCAGCCGUGGCAUCAUUACAGCCAGACAACGUUAACAGUAAUGAUUACAAAGUUGCUGCAAAUGGCUAUAAUGGGAAACCUUACUCUACUAGUAGCUACAAUGGGAACGCUUACCAUUCAAAUGGCUGCAAUGGCAAUGUUUCAGCUACAAAUGUCUACAAUGGCAAUGGUUUGCCAACAAAUGGCUACAAUGGCAACAUUUUGCCUAAAAAUGGCUACAAUGGAAGCACAUACCCAGUAAAUGGCUACAAUGGUAAUGGUUACCACAGCAACGGUUACCAGAGCAACGGUUACUCCAGCAACGGUUACAGUGCCAGUGGAUACAGUAGCAACGGAUAUGGUGACAACAAACAAAACAGUAAAGGAUAUGCAAUUCAAAAACGCGUCCUUCCUCCCACUCCUUCAGGACGCAGGCCAAAUUUCACAAUCCAGUGUUUGAGGAGACAAGACAGCAUUGAUGACAUCCCCAUCCCCGGUACUUAUCACCAGAACUCGCCUCCCUGCAGAGCACGAGAGCAGACACAAAACAAUUAUGACUCUCGGCGCAGCAGCAUGUCCUCAGCAGCCUCGUCGUCUUCGUGGGCGAACACUCAGGCGCGGCCGGGCCGUCUGCUCUAUGCUCCCCUCGUCCUGGUGGACGAAGCAGGUGGAACUCGGACCGUUUGGAAUGACACUAAUGGCGGCACCAGCCUGCCAGGUACAGCCCGUCCUGGGUGGCCCGCAAACCAGGGUGUCUCUCUGUCCCAGCAGCAGCAGGCGUAUGCUACUCUGAGGGUACCGUCCCAGCAAGGCCCAGGCUACGUGGAGAAAGGAAGUGCAGACAGCCUCGUAGAGUCGAUCCUAAUAUCCGAAGGCUUGGGCCUCUACGCCAAAGAUCCGAAAUUCGUAGACUUUACUAAGCGAGAGAUUGCUGACGCAUGCAACAUGAGCCUGGAUGAGAUGGAGACUGCCGCGGCUGACUUGCUGAGUCGAGGUACGCCCGGGCAGCCAAUCAGUCGCUUGGAGGAGGAUCUGUCUGACGAAAUUAACUGUGUGAUUUCUUACUGAGGGUUCUCAAUGAAAGAGGAGAAUAUUAGAAAGAUACAUACAAAGAAAGCAGUUUGGGGCAAGAAUGGGUCAACUGCAAGGUGGCAGACUUUCUCUGUGCUACUCUUACAGGUUCACAAUAAUGUACUGACCUGUGCUUUUCCAACAUAUUGAUGAUUAUAUGAUUUUAUCAUCUCUGCUUAGAUGUGAGAAGGAAAGCCUUUGACUGAUUUUCAACUAUGAAUGCACAAGUGCACAGUAUUACAUAAAUAAUGAUUUACCUGACAAUAUGGCACAAUAUAAUCUAACAUAUGUUAGAAAACAUAGCUUAUACACUGGCCAAUACCGGAUCUGCUGACAAUAUGCUUAGCAAAGGUUCUGCUAUUACAGCUCUUUGUAAUCCUGAUGACCCAUCAGUAUUUACCUUUAUUCUGCUUAUAUUCUAUGUUACAAGGAUUUGUGUCUAUUCUAUUAGGAAUGAAUGCCCAGGAAAGUAGUAUUAGCCUUUUAUUGAAACGAUAAAUAGUAAUAGAUAUAUUAAUAGUUUAAAUAGUAAUAGAUUAAAAUGUCUCAUUCUUUAUAAAUGUCUCUUUUAUUUGCCAGUAUAAGUUAUAGUUUUUGUUAUUAGCUCUGUUAUUAUGCUGAAACACCAGAGUUUUAUCUGUGUAAUAAAUUAUUCUACUCUUUUAA